Molecule: messenger RNA, 1629 nt
Organism: Scomber japonicus (chub mackerel)
Lineage: Eukaryota; Metazoa; Chordata; Actinopteri; Scombriformes; Scombridae
Gene: supt7l
Product: SPT7 like, STAGA complex subunit gamma
Exons: 5
Coding region: 166-1467 (433 amino acids)
Cellular component (GO): SAGA complex
Molecular function (GO): transcription coactivator activity; protein heterodimerization activity
Source: RefSeq, a predicted model, not a curated record
CUGAGCACCUAGAGCAACAGCUGUUCUGCAGAUCUGAGAGUACCAGCAGGGGUGUAAAGGGGAGAGGGAAGAUUGUGGCAGAUGGGGCAAAGCUGCUCAGUGAUUUAAAAAAAAUUCCAGACUUGAUGCAGGUUUGAAUCCAGCUCGUGCCUUUGAUCUCUCAUCAUGAUGCGUUACUGGGGCGAGAUCCCUGGACCUGCAGGGGCUCCUCCCAGCCGCAGCUCCUUUGACUUGCUCCAGCGUGAGUUCCGCUCGGUGGAGAUGCAGGACCCCCCCCUGCAUCAACCCUCUGCCCAGCGCCCUCGGCCCACCACCAUGCUGGACAUCCCCUCAGAGCCCUGCAGCCUCACCAUCCACACAGUGCAGCUGUGCCAGCACGCCCGCCGCCUCCGUGGCCUCCUUGCAACGGCCCAGGCUCAGGGUCAGGGUCAGAGCUCCACAGCCUCUGAGGGAGGCAGCAGACUGGAGGAUGGUGAUACCAACCUACCCCUGCGUCCUCCCACCCCACCUGUCAUGCCAGAUGAUCUGCUACCAGCUGACAGCAAAGCCCCCCGUCAGCCCUUCCAGCUCCGCCACAGUGACCCUGAAAGUGACUUCUAUAAGGGUAAAGGCGAGCCCGUCACAGAGCUGAGUUGGCCCUCCUGCAGGCAGCUCCUCUAUCAGUCCGUGGCCACCGUCCUGGCCCACGCCGGCUUUGAGUCGGCUCAGGAGAGCGUGCUGGAGACCCUGACUGAUCUGGUCCACGAGCAUUACCUACGCCUGACCCGCCUGCUGCGUGUAGCGGUGGACCGGGAGGCGCGGCUGGGGGCCAGUCCCUUUCCAGAUGUGGUGGAACAAGUGUUCCAUGAGGUCGGCAUCGGCAGCGUGCUGGCCCUGCAGCGCUUCUGGCAAGUGCGCAUCAAGGACUAUCACAGCUACAUGGUGCAGGUUAGUAAGGAACUGUCAGAAGAAUACGAGCGUCUGGUGAAUCCAGAAAAAGCUCUGGAGGACUCCAAACCCCCCAGGAUUAAGGAGGAGCCCAUGAGUGACAUCUCCUUCCCUGUCAGCGAGGAACCAGAAGCUGACCUGGCCUCUGGGGACCAGGCUUUGCCCAUGGGAGUCCUCGGGGCCCACGGGGAGCGGCUGUCCUCGGGCCUGGAUGGUGACCAUUCUCCUCAUACCUCAGGCGGCGGCGUGGCCAACAACUCCCCCCUGUGGCCUCAGGUGAAAAUGGAGCCUCAAGACGGCGAGGAGGGCCAGGGCUCCGGGCAUCACCACCACCACCACCAUCACCACGGCGUCCUGGGUGGGGACGUGUUCGAGGAGGGGGGCCCCAUGUCCACCAUGAGCGAGUCAGGAGGAGCCAUGGCGCCUUCUCCUGGAGGCGCGGCGUCAGACGGCAGCUACGCCUCACAUUCGCCCGACUCCCUGAUGGGAACAUCGCCCGUCUUCAACCAGAGACCCAAGAAACGGGCGAAGAAGAUGUGAAAUCAUUUGAGACAGUGGACUCUGACUAAGAAAAAAACUGAACUGCUGAGGAACAAAAUAUUUUGUAGUUUUUCACGUUUGUUUGUAUGAGUAUAGUUUUUCUUAAAUAGCUGAAGAUGUUACCACUAAAUAUAUUAAUGGGGAGAAUAAACAUCUUUUCAA